Sinocyclocheilus anshuiensis is the source of this 5698-nucleotide messenger RNA. It is a transcript of the gene sox6, whose product is annotated as SRY-box transcription factor 6. The transcript is spliced from 18 exons. The record is from RefSeq and is a predicted model, not a curated record. The coding region runs from base 543 to 2897 and encodes 784 amino acids. Gene Ontology annotation, molecular function: RNA polymerase II cis-regulatory region sequence-specific DNA binding; DNA-binding transcription factor activity, RNA polymerase II-specific. Gene Ontology annotation, biological process: regulation of transcription by RNA polymerase II; cell fate commitment; central nervous system development. Gene Ontology annotation, cellular component: nucleus. Lineage: Eukaryota; Metazoa; Chordata; Actinopteri; Cypriniformes; Cyprinidae.
UUCUGAUGUUGCACGACGGGAAAUGCUUUGAAUACUUGCGACAUGGCCGCUUGCAUUGAUUGCCAAGAUUGACAGCAGUAACCAUCGUCUUCUGUCGCUUCUGUUUAGAGUAGAGAGGAAAAACGCGAUAAAUAUAGGCUACUUAUAACUGCUCUCAGCAGUUUUGACAGUUCAACUUCAUACAGCCAAAGCGGGAUUCCCUCUACGGUCAGUGGAAGCGAUACACUUCAGUUUUUUUUUCUUUCUCUGCUACCACACAUCAGUGUACAUUAUUUUAACCUGUUUCAAUACCAAUAACGGGAUACGGCGAAGACGAGCGCUUGUUUUGGUACCCUGCUCACAUCAAGGACCUUCUGCCCGUGGAUUUGGGGAGGAACUUGUGGUUUUGUGCAAGCAAAGAGCAUUUCCUAACUGGAUCCGGCGAGCAGAUACCGACAGAUCGCAGACGAACGCUUAUGGUGCCAGUAAUUUUCAUGAAUUCAAAAUCAACUCACCAGUGAUCUUUGGGAGCUGGGGAUAAAGUCUUUCUGUUUAUAACCCAAAUGCUGAACAUGGAGGGCUUUCUGCGUAGCAGCUUUUUACUGAGCAGAAUCAUGUCUUCCAAGCAAGCCACCUCUCCAUUCGCCUCGACCCCUGACAGAGGCGAGGAUGGAGUGAAUCAGGAGCACAUGUCCUGGGAGAAAGAGGAGAACUCGGAGUCACUAGUCGCCCCUCAGCUGCCCCUGAACAAUCUGCUCCACAACAAACCUCCCCCAGAGGAGCUCCAGCCAAUCAGCAGCAGCGUGCCGCCCGAAUCCGACUGGGACAGCCUGAUGUCAGUCCAGCAGCGCAUGGAAUCGGACAGCAAUAAAGUAUGUUCCUUAUACUCCUUCCGGAAUAACUCUACCUCUCCACACAAGCCAGAGGAGGGGGCCAGGGAGCGCGGCGACCUGCUAAGCAGUUCAGCCUUCGGAACGCCAGAGCGCCGCAAAGGAAGCCUGGCCGAUGUGGUGGACACACUGAAACAGAAGAAACUAGAGGAGAUGACAAAGACAGAGCAAGACGAAUCCUGCAUGGAGAAACUCCUUUCUAAAGACUGGAAAGAGAAGAUGGAGCGACUCAACACAGGCGAGCUGUUAGGAGAAAUUAAAGGUACUCCAGAAAGUCUCGCAGAGAAGGAGCGACAGCUCUCCACCAUGAUCACACAGCUCAUCAGCCUGCGGGAGCAACUCCUGGCCGCCCAUGAUGAGCAGAAGAAACUGGCCGCCUCACAGAUGGAGAAACAACGUCAGCAAAUGGAGCUGGCACGCCAACAGCAAGAGCAGAUUGCCAGACAACAGCAGCAACUUCUGCAGCAACAGCACAAAAUCAAUCUCCUCCAGCAGCAGAUCCAGGUCCAGGGUCACAUGCCUCCGCUCAUGAUCCCCAUUUUUCCACAUGACCAGCGCACUCUGGCAGCAGCCGCGGCAGCCCAGCAGGGCUUCCUCUUCCCCCCAGGCAUGUCCUACAAGCCAGGUGAUAACUACCCGGUGCAGUUCAUUCCAUCCACAAUGGCAGCUGCUGCCGCGUCAGGACUCAACCCUCUCCAGCUCCAGCAACUCUACGCCGCCCAGCUGGCCAGCAUGCAGGUCUCUCCAGGAGCCAAGAUGCCUCUGCUGUCCCAGCCCCCCAAUUCUACUGGGCCGAUCUCCCCGUCUGGCUUGAAGAAUGAAAAGAGGGCUUCAACCCCCCUGGCUCAAGUCAAGGAGGAGGGAACGCAGCCUCUCAACCUCUCCGCUCGGCCCAAGACAGCUGAGCCCGUCAGAUCCCCCACAUCCCCGACACACAUCCUCUUCCCUGGCAACAAGAGCAGCCCGAACAGCCUGUCCAAGAGCGGAGGCAUCCCCAGCCCCAUCGGAGGGAUGGGCCGUGGCUCGUCUCUGGACAUUCUGUCCAGCCUGAACUCAACAGCGCUGUUUGGAGAUCAGGAUGCAGUGAUGAAGGCCAUCCAGGAAGCGAGGAAGAUGAGGGAGCAGAUUCAGAGAGAGCAGUUUCAGCACCAUCAGCAGGGAAUGGAGGCCAAACUGUCCGCCCUCACCAGCAUGGGCCUGAACAACUGCAGGGCUGAUAAGGAGAGGUCUCAUUAUGAUAACCUGGGCCAUCACCUGGGCAAACUAGGCGAGGAUGGGAAGAUUGGUCACAGAGUCAUCGACCUCACCAGGCCAGAGGAUUUCGAGGGAGGCGCCAGCUCUACCGAGGCACGGGUCUACAGGGAACCCCGGGGAAGGAACAGCAACGAACCUCACAUCAAACGGCCCAUGAACGCCUUCAUGGUCUGGGCCAAAGAUGGGCGCCGCAAAAUCCUUCAGGCCUUCCCAGACAUGCACAACUCCAACAUCAGCAAAAUCUUGGGAUCUCGCUGGAAGUCCAUGACGAACCAGGAGAAACAACCGUUUUAUGAAGAGCAGGCACGGCUCAGCAAGAUCCACCUGGAGAAGUAUCCCAACUACAAGUACAAGCCCCGGCCCAAGCGCACCUGCAUCAUCGACGGCAAGAAGCUGCGCAUAGGCGAGUACAAGCAGAUGAUGAGGUCGAGGAGGCAGGAAAUGAGGCAGUUCUUCACUGUGGGGCAGCAGCCACAGACGCAGAUCCCCAUCACCACCAGCGCAGGUGUCGUCUACCCCGGUGCCAUAACCAUGGCGACCACUACGCCCUCCCCUCACAUGACCUCAGACUGCUCCAGUGCCUCGGCCAGCCCCGAGCCCACCAUCCCUGUCAUCCAGAGCACCUUCAACAUGAAGAUGGAACCGGGCACCAUGGUGUCUAACGACCCCGUGAAUGGAGAGGACGAGAUGGACAUGUACGAGGACUUUGAGGACGAGCCCAAAUCGGACUACAGCAGUGAAAAUGACACACAGGAGCCGGUCAGUGCCAACUGAGGCGAAAACAUCCAGCGAAGAAUAUCCUUACAUUAGAGGGAAGACUGAAGAAGAUGAAAAAGAGAACAAAAAAAAAAAAAACUUCUGAUGAAAUACGUUUUGGGAGCCAGCAUGCAGAUGUGGCUCCUGCAGAUUUAACAGCUAUUGGUCUUAAGUGUUUCUCCGAGUGUGAAAUAAUUUGAUUGUGUUUUAUUUUGGCUUUUUUUUUGUUGUUAUUUUAUUGAAUUUUUUUUCUUGUGUUUUGAUCAUGGACAAUUUAGGGUAUUUCCUACGACAUUUUUGAAUAAUAGGACUUGACGAUUGAAACAUUUCAUAUGAAUGCAUAACUCACAGUCUUACUUCAAUUCAUAUGGAUUUACACACGUAUUGUUUUUUUUCUUUUGAAGCAUCCAUUACUGUUUUCGAUGGGGUUCUAUAUUUCACUCAGGUAUGCUGUACCAGCCAACAGCUUGUGAAUGUUUUUAAUCAGAACUAUUUAAAAUGAAAAAGACGUCACUUCAUUUGACAUUUCAUAAUACGAUAAAACUGAAGAAGUCCUUACAUUUGAACCAUGGAGGGAAAGCCUAAAACUCCCCAUUAUUAUUGUUGUUCUUGUUAUUAUUAUUAUUAUUAUUAUUAUUAUUAUUUUUACUACUACUACUACAAGUCCAGAUGUGCCAAACAUAUCAUAAGCUUCCUGCUCUUAAAUCUUAAAUUUGAAAGUCUUAAGGAAGAGACUGCAUGAGAAUCCUUGCAAUCUUAUCUACAAAGCCCACUUUUAUUUUUCCUCUCCAUUGACAACCACGUCCAAAUGCUCAGGAACUAAGAAUGUCAUAGUUCUCCAGGAGGUUCAAUGCAGUGAUCGCCCUGACCACCGUCCUCGUCUAGUUCAGUCUUACCCACUCGGUUCUUAAUCACGGUGAUUGUAAUCAGGCCAGAAUGCCAAGGGGCCAAAUGGCAUCCAAUCUGCAGAAUUGGACAGGCAGCGAAAGGCAGCUUUGGUGUAUUGCAAUCACAAAUUGCUGAUGUACAAUAUGUACAAGCACAUUCUGCUAAAGUCUUUAUCCCCGUUUUCCAGGGCAGCAAGUUUAAAGUCUUUUAUUUACGCUUAAGUCUUGUAGACAUUGUAAUCUUAACUGACGGAAAUAGUCUUAAAGCAGAGCGUACGGCCUUUGGGCCUCUGCAGUGUGUUCAUCGUUAAGUCUUAAAGAGAACGUCCAGUUUAUCAAGAUGUUUUGGCCAGUUAUGCAGAGAGUUAAGGAGAAAUUUAACUAAACGAAUAAUGGCACUUAUUUUCCAAAUUUUCAAAGGAUACUUGGAUUUGAGAUACUUUGAUUGUAUUUACAUUUAAAUAUAUGUUCUGAAACAAAUACAUUUGAAAAUGCACAGAGACAAAUCUGCUCUUGAAAUCAGUUUUUUGAGCACUUGAUAUAAAAAAAAAAAAGACAAUUCAAAUAGGCAGUCCUGCGCCUCUACUAAAUUAUCCGCUCGUUCCGGCAGCAGAACAGAUCUUUCCGUGCGGAAGGACAGCCAAGAAGCAGCCAGCGGUCAGGGCCUCUUGUUUUAGGCUUUGGCCCUACCGAAGGCUCCUACAGGGUGCGAGUGCCAUUCACCUCCACUCGCCUGACCUCGGCCCAGCGCACACCCUGCCUCAAGGGGCUGCCAUCUGGCUCCCGGCAUCGGCCCGCGCCCAGGAGAAAGGUAGCGAACAAUGGAGACGAGGCCCAUGUGGUUUAUUGUGCCCUCUCUCCAUCAAAGUGCUCGCAAAAGGCUGCGGCCAGAAGCAGCCACGAGGUGCUAGCGAGCAGAUGGAACAAGUAGAUCAAGCUGUGGGGGAUUAUUAAAAUGACUGACGAGUCGGUAUCAUCUGAAAUACGGCAUUAUUAAUGCAUGAGUCCCGCUAUUUUGCCUUUGCCCUUGAACCUGUCUGUUUCAUCAGUAACCCAGAGAUUAGAAUAGACAGGAAAUGUCACAGCGAGGCUGCUGGUCACUGCAUUACCUCCAAAGGUCUAAAAGGUACCGAUGGCUAUUUAGCGCUUACUUCUCCCAGCAGUUGAAGCACUGACUUUUCUCCUCAGCGCCCCUCUUUGAAACAGCAUUUACUUAAUUCGUAGAAGUUUUGAGCACUUCUUUAGAAGCUUGUAUUCGUACCUUUUAUUUUGUUGGUUUUGUUUAAGUUUGUUGUGAUUUUUACAUAAGGUACAGUACUUGGCUGGGUGUCCCUUGACAUCCGCGUUCAGUUUUUUUUUUUUUUUUUCCUGCUUACAAGCCAACGUUUAUUUUUUAAAGCUGUUAUAUCUGUUUGCUGGUGGAUUGGUUGAUUUGUACGUGAUUUGUACAUAUUUCCUUGACCAUGCCAAGCCAGUUCUGUAGGCUGGUAGCAGACAAAAGAACUGUUGUUGGGAUUGAAACUUGAUUGCGCUUGUAUAGAUAAAAAGAAAAGAAAAGAAAAAAAGAGACUAUUUCAAUCUCACACGGAGACAAUGAUUCAAAAGUGUUACAAGCACUGGAUAUAAAUGGUAUUUUUAUCAAUUCUGACUAAUGUGAAGCCGUUGUGCGAGGAAAAAAAAAAAGAAAAAAAACCUACAUGAACAAGUCACCUGUUUGGAUUCAUGUGAGCGUGCCUCACAGUUGCCAGAUUUGAGUCAUUUUUCUCUUGACAUAUUUUGUUUAUUUAUGCAAAGACACGUGAUGAAUGAACACUUUGUUUAAGCUCCAGUGCUGCCUAGGGGAGAAAGAGCAGUAAACUCGACGGAGAGGCUCGCGUAGUUUCUGGCCAACUGAGACACACCGGACUUCAGUAGCACAUUUUAAUGCUCAUG